GUCAAGUGUCAGCACACACGUCUUGCUUAGAUAUUAUCAUGGCCAACCCUGCAAAAGCCGCAAGUAUGGCGUUGAGAGACCGCCGCAAUUGGAUCUUUGACAUGGAUGGUACUCUAACCAUAGCUAUGCACGAUUUCCAAAGGAUCAAACAACAAUUAGGUCUUCCCAGCUACAAGCCUAUACUAGAGGCACUCGACGAAAUGCCCGCGACACUCAGCAAACCAAUACACGACAAGUUAGAUCUGAUUGAACUCGAGAUAGCCGCCAAUGCUCGGUGUAUGCCUGGAGCUCUGUCACUUUUGAGUAAAUUAUCGGCACAGGGAAAGAACGUGGGUAUACUAACACGCAACACCAAACCAGCGGCCGAAGCGACGUUGCAAGCAUGUCAUAUGAGUACAUAUUUUCCCAGUACGUAUGUGCUAAGUAGGCAUUGUGCUGCACCUAAACCCAGCCCGCAUGGACUGAAUAUACUUAUGGAUCUGUGGGGAGCUACGCCAGAGGAUACGGUUAUGAUAGGGGACUUUAAGUUUGAUCUAGAGGCUGGCAGGAAUGCUGGUGUGCAUACGGUACAUAUAGAUGUGACCCGGACGUUUGCGUUCCCGGAUAUCACAGAUACCAGGAUUAGUAGUCUAGAUGAACUAACCGCUAUAUUAUGAACAACAAUCCAUCUCAUAAACAAUAAAGUGAAAAAGGA
Sphaeroforma arctica JP610 is the source of this 694-nucleotide messenger RNA. RefSeq lists its product as hypothetical. The transcript has 2 exons. Lineage: Eukaryota; Ichthyosporea; Ichthyophonida. The coding region runs from base 39 to 656 and encodes 205 amino acids. The record is from RefSeq and is a predicted model, not a curated record.